Messenger RNA from Prunus armeniaca (apricot), 771 nucleotides. NCBI's taxonomy places the organism in Eukaryota, Viridiplantae, Streptophyta, Magnoliopsida, Rosales, Rosaceae. The record is from the annotation of a GenBank genome assembly.
AUGUUUGAAAUUACCCUGAACCCAUGUGCUCUUCUUCUAAGGCAGGCAGUGAUACCCUUCAUUCAGAUGGGCACCUACCAUGGCGAGCUCUACAUCGCUCCGAACGUUGUCGAAUUGAGAGCAGCCUCAGGUAGCGUUGUCUUAUUCCUGCAGAUGAAACCUUGGGUGUUACACACCUUUUCCUGCACUGAGAACCUCUGCCUUGGCUUCGACAUCCGUCACUUGUACCGCUAUCUCCUUCUCCUUCAAGCCAGGAAUGAUGCCUUUCUCCGUCUCACUGGUGAUGCCAGUGGUCACAUUGACUUUGUGCUCCUCGAUAUCAGAACUCAGCGAACUUUUCAACUUCACAUUCCAUUGCUUUCAAGGUCAAGUGUGAUGACUACGGUACCUCAGCUCCAAUAUCAAUAUCAAGUAAGGGUGGGUAUACCUGUGCAGCAGUUUAGGGUUAUUAUCUUGACGCUGUCCCGGUUCGGGGUCACAGUUUCUGCAACCGUAACAGAUACUCAAGUUCAGUUCUUUGUAGGAAAUGGAAAUGGGGGGAUGUUCACAUUUCCUAUUCUCAAGAAGCCGGAGCAGUGUAUUAUUGAGGGUGAUGUGGGGGCAAAUCCAGUUUCCUUGGUGCUCGAUCUCCGUCACACUAGUACAAUCCUGAAUGCUUCAGUCAUGUCAAAGACGGUGUGGUUGUUUUGCCAGUCCCAUGGUUCAUCUGUCAUGCUGAAUUGCCCUUUUGGUAGACUUGGUAACAUCUAUUAUUACUUUCCUGAAGCCUGA